Molecule: messenger RNA, 1641 nt
Organism: Theobroma umbraticum
Lineage: Eukaryota; Viridiplantae; Streptophyta; Magnoliopsida; Malvales; Malvaceae
Product: nuclear transport factor 2/RNA recognition motif protein
Biological process (GO): negative regulation of DNA-templated transcription; signal transduction
Cellular component (GO): nucleus
Source: RefSeq, a predicted model, not a curated record
GAGUACAUUUUUCUUGUCUUGUAUUUUUUAUUUUCUUUGGUUUCUUCAUGGUAGCGUGAGGUUUUAGCAGGAAGCGUUUUUAUGAGUUAUUUGCAAUGGAAAAUAACUGUGGAAUUAUAGGGUUAAGAGAGGAUGAGAUUGAGCUAGAACUGGGACUAGCAAUAGGAGGAAGCUUUGGAAAAGCCGAGAAACUAAAGCCAAUCAAGAAAGAAUCAAAACCCAGGAAUAACUCGGUUGCAGAUCUCGCGGAAAGCGUGGUUCUUGAUCCGCAAACGAAACGUGAGAUUCAAGCGUUAAGGAGACAAGAAGCCAAGAAAAAGCGAGAAGAGAAGCAGCAGAAGAGACGAACAAUAAUAUCAUCAAGAGGUCAUCAAAACGCUGAGUUCCGUUGCAAAGACAGCGACGUCGAUGCAACAGAAGAAAGAGAAUGCAAGAAGAACAAAGUUGAAGAAUUUUCUGGUAACGUAUCUAAUUUAAGCGCCGAACAAAAUAAUCCGUUGGUGUGCCCGGUUGUUCCGGUGCGGGUCCCCUACCCGCAGGUCCAGUAUGUGCCGCUCGUAAAUGGGUUUGCUUAUCCUUGCGUAAAUGCGAUGCCUUGUUGGGAUGGUGGUGCUGGGAAUGACAAGGGUCUAGUUCAGCCAAUGCCGUGUAAUAGCGGGUGCCCGUUUCAGGCGGGUAAGGAAUCGGGUGUGAAUGCUGGAAAUGGAGACGAUUCGGAGCAGAAUAGUAGCAGAGAUGAAAGGAAUAGGAAAACGCGGUCAAAUGGGUCGCCUAUGUGUAGUUCCUCGGGGGUUUCGGAUCUUCAAAGCUCUUCUAAUCAAGGUGGUUGCAGCAGUGAAACUGGAACCCACACAAGUUGUUGCCAAUUGGAACAACCUCAAAUGAAUUGUUCAGUAGCAAGCAAUCUAAAGGGCCAGUCUGAACAAAGUGCUACCUCUUACCAAAUGGGUUCUACCCAAAGUACUGACAAAUCUACAAAUGGCAUCGACGAGACAGCCUCAUGGAAGGUCACCGGAUCCACUCCAUCUAAUCCAAAGGAAGAACCCAAACCAGAAACCCAACCAAAUCCAAAAAGCAAGCCUGAUUCGACUAAUGAAACUCCAACCACUACUUCAACAAAAGAUACUAAGGGGGACAUGGGCAAACCUCCUAAGCCUCUAACCCCUGAUUAUGAUGGCAUCCUUUCCCUCCGUAACAUGCCUUGCGUUUCAACAACAGGCAAUGGCCCGAAUGGUAAAACCAUUAAUGGUUUUCUGUACAGAUAUACCAAAUCUGAAGUCAGCAUCAUCUGUGUCUGCCAUGGAAGUUCAUUCACGCCGGCUGAGUUUGUGCAGCAUGCUGGGGGUAGUGAUGUAUCACAUCCUCUGAGACACAUUACUGUGAUUCCCUCUGCCUAUUAAUAAUAAAGCAAAGGUAAUUGUUGUGCCCGGUCUUCAUUUUUUUUUGUUUUGCCUUUUUCUGUUUUCUACACAAUGGGAGUUGCAGAAAAAGUUUGAGUAGCCAAGGCUUGAAAUGAUGGUUGUAUACUUUGUACUGAGCUCUUCCUCGGAAACUGAAUGGGGGAGACUCGUUGUAUUCCUUUUCUUGCAAACGGUUUCUGACUGCAGUAAAUGACAAGAAGAUUGUAGGUCGUUUGGUUAA